UCGAGCUACAACACAACACAAUUGUGAUAGCCUACUGCUUAAAAUAUAAAGAAGCGGGGCAUGUUUUAAUCUAGUUCUUAUAUUAUGCUUAGUGAAACUUUUUAAUAAAACUUAAGUAGAAAGCGGCCACAGAUCUCCUCUGCCUGACUAUGAAUAAGUCUCUGAUCUGUAUAGUGUAGGUAUCCUUCAUCUGAGCGCACGCGUCUCCUCCAGUCUCUCCGCGCGCAGGGAGUAACUCCUCCUUUCGCUGUUUCUCUUGUACUUGCAUGGGCAUUACCACAAGCUUCGUAAAUCGAAACAUGUAGACCGACAGAUUUUAGGUCUUGAGAACAAGUUUUUAGUCCCUUUGUGUGGAAAUAAUUGGAGGAAAGAUGGUAUGAUCGAGCGCUCGUCUCCAGACCUCUCUCCAAACAGGCUACAGACGUUCACUGAAGGCAGCCAACUGAGAAGAAACACUAGCUGAAAAUAUGAGAUUGGACAGUUUCUUGAAAAGAGAAGCAGCCCAGGCCAGAGUAACAACCCAGUCAGCUUUGACAAACCCUGCUGAGACAGAAUCCAUUUGAGAGGGCAGACAUAUAGACGAGUUUGAUGGAGAUCCGGUCGGAUGACAGCGGGAACUGUGGUUAUAACCGGAGGAAUUCUCGCCACGGUGAUUCUCCUGUGUAUCAUUGCCGUGCUCUGCUACUGUCGACUUCAGUAUUAUUGCUGUAAGAAGAAUGGAUCCGAUCCAGAUGCUGUUUGCCCACAGCCCCAGUUUGCCUGCAACGCAUGCAGCACAUCCAGGAUGGACGGGGCCGCUUCCACCCCGCUCUCCCUGUCACCGGAGCUCACGCCCCCGCAGAGCUUCUGCCCCACCUGCUCCCCAUACAGCUCUCCAUUCUACAUCAGCACCACGGGCGAAACACGGAACGGGGCCGAAUGCACUGCUUACAUGCCGUCCCUGUCUCUCACCCUUCCCUCUCUGCACAGCCGGCCGGACCUCUACUCCAACACACGUGCCAUAAGCACUGAUGUCUGAUCAGUGACGUCCUCCGAAGACACCCUUAAUGUUGUAAAAACAGAGCGAAUGGGGACCAAAGGACAGCCAGUACUCAGUUUUUACAUUUUAUUUGUCUAGCAGUAAAUUGAAGUCAAUAAUCCUAUAUAAUGUUUUAUAGAAAUUGAUACAAAUUUGUUCUUCCUGAAUUUAUUUGACUCUAAUUAA
This is a messenger RNA of Sinocyclocheilus anshuiensis, 1204 nucleotides long. RefSeq names its product protein FAM163A-like. The record is from RefSeq and is a predicted model, not a curated record. The coding region runs from base 605 to 1018 and encodes 137 amino acids. Lineage: Eukaryota; Metazoa; Chordata; Actinopteri; Cypriniformes; Cyprinidae. The transcript is spliced from 4 exons.